AUGGCGGCAUUAAACGCAACGGGGAUGCAUGAAGGCUUCAUUCUGGUCUACAGUCUGGUGAACCAGCAGAGCUUCCAGGACAUCAAGCCCAUGAGAGACCAGAUCAUCCGAGUCAAGAGGUAUGAGAAGGUCCCUGUGAUCCUGGUGGGGAAUAAGGUGGAUCUGGAGGGCGAGCGAGAGGUGUCUGUGAGGGAGGGACAGGCGCUGGCCGAGGAGUGGGGCUGUCCAUUCAUCGAGACGUCUGCCAAGAGCAAGACCAUGGUGGAUGAACUCUUUGCCGAGAUCGUACGGCAGAUGGACUAUGCGGCACAGCCAGAUAAAGAUGAUCCGUGCUGCUCCUCCUGCAAUAUACAAUAACCCCCCAACACACACACACACACACACACACUCAGAGAACUCACAUUACAGUAGCUUUAAUAGACCUUCUAGUGUCCACGGUUUUCCAUCAUGCUGUAUCUGCAGACUGACAGUAACUCUGAGCAUUUUUUUUUUUUUCUUGUCACUUUAAAUCCUGACUGACUCAACCACAGGAAGAGCACUUGCCUUAGGUUUCACGUUUCCUGUUUGAGCAGGAUCCUGCAGUGGCAAUGAGUUGGACAUUUACGUUCUUGGUCUUAUGGUAUUGAUGACUUUAUCUGAAUUUGUCACCAGGUCAGAGAGCGAGAGAGAGAAAAUAAGAGGGUUCUUAGCCAUAUGCUUGAUAUAGCCAUAUAAUCAUUUAAUGAAGAGUUUAUAAAUGCCCAUUUAUUUGGGAAUAAAUCCCUCAAAAUCUUCAUUUUCUCAUCAAUUUCUUUUCUGACACAUAUAGAGGUAGAAAAACAGUCAGGUGACUGACAGCUUUGUUCCAAAACCUAGUUAACUGCCUAACUAGACAGAAUUAAAGCCCAAACUAAGUUCCUUAUGCAUUCCCAGAAUGCAUUGCGGUGAGCUCUAUGAAAAAUGCAUCCAAGAUGGUGGACGAGAUUCUAAAUAUUCUUGGAUUUCAUUUCACUCAUAUUUUGCUGAAAAUAGUAAAAUCUCUUUUUUGUAAUAUGUGCGUGUUGUAUGCAUUCGUAUGCAUUGCACACACAUGUAGCGUAUCAUGCUGUUAGCUUAGCGACAUGCUAAUGUCAAACUCUCCAAAUCCAAGUGUAUGCACUUCACAUAAGCAGCAGUGUUUGUGUGAUGCACAGUAGGGCUGAACGAUUCAUCAAAAUGAACUCAGAAUCGUGAUAUGGUUUUGUGCAGUUGUCAAAUCACAAAGGCUGCAGUUUAAUUACAUAAAUAUACAUUGCACAUUUCAGAGUGAAGUUAUGAUGAGUGUUUUUAGUCGCUUAUAAAACAUUUAUGAACCUGCUCCAGUCAACAAAGGAGAAGCUUUAAAGUCAGCAUGAAAUGGAAGUUCUGACCAUCUUUGUUACUUCUCAAACAAGAAAAAAGUUUGGGCGGGGCUUGAUUAUGUUCUUUGGGAAUUGAUUGGAUCGUUGUCGUUUGCUAAUUGCUGCAGUCGCUUGCGAUUGACAGGUUGCUUUAAAUUAAAUAAAAAAAGUAAUCCUGCAGACAGGUAAAUCAUAAAAUAAACACUGCAGUAUACCAUAAAAAUUAAGAUUUGUCCCUUUUGAUUUAAGGGGCUCUCUGCAGUUUUCCACCAAAGUAAAAGUUUGAUGGGUUAAUGUUUGAUAAUGGUUUAUUAUUUUAUUUAAUUUUAUUUUACAGUAAACCAUAUGGAUAUGGAAGCCCGUU
This is a messenger RNA of Sinocyclocheilus rhinocerous, 1722 nucleotides long. It is a transcript of the gene rap2aa, whose product is annotated as RAP2A, member of RAS oncogene family a. Gene Ontology annotation, cellular component: membrane. Bases 1 to 357 code for a protein of 118 amino acids. The transcript is spliced from 3 exons. Gene Ontology annotation, molecular function: GTP binding; GTPase activity. Lineage: Eukaryota; Metazoa; Chordata; Actinopteri; Cypriniformes; Cyprinidae. The record is from RefSeq and is a predicted model, not a curated record. Gene Ontology annotation, biological process: signal transduction.